Molecule: messenger RNA, 1089 nt
Organism: Postia placenta MAD-698-R-SB12
Lineage: Eukaryota; Fungi; Basidiomycota; Agaricomycetes; Polyporales; Adustoporiaceae
Exons: 4
Coding region: 1-1089 (362 amino acids)
Cellular component (GO): kinetochore
Molecular function (GO): nucleic acid binding
Source: RefSeq, a predicted model, not a curated record
AUGGUUGAUGAGGAAGACGACUAUCUCUCGGACAAGUUUCUGCUUGAGACUGCUCCUGCACCCUCGGGACUGAGUACCUAUGCUGAACGACGAAAAGAAGCACAGAGGCUUGCGGUCCUGAAGAACGAGCAGAACAAGAAGAAGAGUAAGCGGCAGCUCGAGCUCGAGUCGCGCGAGGAAGGCCUUCGGAAGAGUCUCUUCGAGCGAGCCAAGGAUGAGGAGGCUGCAGGACAACAGAAUAAGGCGUUGGCCAUGAUGAUGAAGAUGGGCUUCAAGCCUGGACAAUCGCUGGGACAGAAGUAUGACGAACCGUCGUCGUCUGCGAGUGGCAGUCAGGCGGGUGGCAUGGACGAUGCAGCUGAAGCUGAACAAGGGCCAGCCAUAGGACUGAAACGAGGUCUCCAGCACAGAGCAGAGCCCCUGCCGCUCAACGAAUGGACAGGCAAGAAAGGCAUCGGCCUGGGCAAACGCCCUCCUUCGCCGAGCGCAUCCGAGCGCAUGGCUAAAAUGGCCAAGAUGGCGGAGCAGGCAGACCAUACGACUUUCCGCGACCGCGUCCGUCAAGAGUACGAGGAACGGCGGGCACAGGGCCGCCUCGCGCCCGCCCAGCGCACUUGCGCCAACCUGGACGAGAAAGCAGACGUGAAGUUCAAUGUCCUGUGGCUCAACCCGGAGAAUCCAGACGCGUUCCCGGAAGGACUCCUGGACGCACUGGACGACCCGGCCCUCGUUACUGCGCUGCAGCAGCAGAGCAGAGAUGACACGAUCGAAGGCCGCCUUAAAGCCAAGAUGCGCGCAGACGCGCUGCAGCCCCUCGCGACGCCGCUCGGCGCUGACGACGACGAGGCCGACGACGACGACGCGACUGCGGACCCGGAGAAGCCAGAUCUGCGCAGAUCACCAUAUUCGGAAGAGGAGGUCCAAGAAGCGACCCAGUUCCUGCAGCUCAGUGCCAGGAACCGUCUGCAGCUGGUGCUUGACUACCUCCGUCAGAAGUAUGCCUACUGCUUCUGGUGUGGAACGCAGUAUGACGACCAGGGGGACAUGGCGGCCAACUGUCCGGGUCCGGAGGAAGACGCCCAUGAUUAA